AUGUCCUUCGCCAUGCUGCGCUCGGCGCCGGGGCGAUUCCUGUACCCGGACAUCAGCGCGCUGUCCGAGGACGAGGAGAACAGCGAGAGCUCGGGCUCGGAGGAGAAGCCGUUCCACAUGGAAGGGCCGGGCUUCGGGAUGAAGAGCGGCAAGCGGCGCAGCGGGAAGAGCCGCGGGAGGAUGUCCCGGGAGCCGCGGCAGCGGCACACGGCGAACGCCCGCGAGCGGGACCGCACCAACUCGGUGAACACGGCGUUCACGGCGCUGCGCACGCUGAUCCCCACCGAGCCGGCCGACAGGAAACUCUCCAAGAUCGAGACGCUGCGCCUCGCCUCCAGCUACAUCUCGCACCUGGGCAACGUGCUGCUGCUGGGGGAGGCGGCGGGCAACGGGCAGCCGUGCCACGGCGCCGGGGGAGCCCCCCCCCCCCCCCCCCCCCCCCCCCCCCCCACCGGAGAGGGGGAGAGCGGGCAGCCGCGGCAGAUCUGCACCUUCUGCCUCAGCAACCAGCGCAGGAUGAGCAAAGACCGGGACAGGAAGACGGGACAGCUCCGGAGCUAGAACGGGAAUUCCGGCCGGGAAUUCCGGGGGAAAGCGCCACCGGCGGAUUCCCGGAUCCAGGAAUUCCGGGAUAUCCCGGGACAGAGGAGCCACUCUGGGAAUUCCUGAUCAC
Molecule: messenger RNA, 673 nt
Organism: Ficedula albicollis (Collared flycatcher)
Lineage: Eukaryota; Metazoa; Chordata; Aves; Passeriformes; Muscicapidae
Gene: SCX
Product: scleraxis bHLH transcription factor
Exons: 3
Coding region: 1-561 (186 amino acids)
Biological process (GO): developmental process; regulation of transcription by RNA polymerase II
Molecular function (GO): protein dimerization activity; DNA-binding transcription factor activity, RNA polymerase II-specific; RNA polymerase II transcription regulatory region sequence-specific DNA binding
Source: RefSeq, a predicted model, not a curated record